Melopsittacus undulatus (budgerigar) is the source of this 917-nucleotide messenger RNA. It is a transcript of the gene ARL1, whose product is annotated as ARF like GTPase 1. Gene Ontology annotation, biological process: intracellular protein transport; vesicle-mediated transport. Lineage: Eukaryota; Metazoa; Chordata; Aves; Psittaciformes; Psittaculidae. The coding region runs from base 220 to 765 and encodes 181 amino acids. The record is from RefSeq and is a predicted model, not a curated record. Gene Ontology annotation, cellular component: cytoplasm; Golgi apparatus. The transcript is spliced from 6 exons. Gene Ontology annotation, molecular function: GTPase activity; GTP binding.
CCUGCACGGGGAGCCCCACGCCCAGCCCUUCCCUUCCCCACCCGUGGAGGGUGAGCUUUCCCCGUCUCCGUGUCGAAACGGCUAGCGGGGAGGCAGCGCCUCGUUUACUCGCCGCCCCGUGCGACGUGGAGGCUGCGAGCAGCGGCCGCUCGGCAGCGGCAGGAGCAGCGCACCGGACGGGAGCGGGCCGGCAGCCGCGGCGCUGCCUACUGACUCAUCAUGGGGGGCUUUUUCUCCACCAUCUUUUCCAGUCUGUUUGGAACUCGAGAGAUGAGGAUUCUCAUCCUGGGACUGGAUGGAGCAGGAAAAACAACCAUUCUUUACAGGUUACAAGUUGGAGAAGUUGUUACCACCAUUCCAACCAUUGGCUUCAAUGUUGAGACAGUGACAUACAAGAAUCUGAAGUUUCAAGUCUGGGACUUGGGAGGACAGACAAGCAUAAGGCCAUAUUGGCGGUGUUACUAUUCAAAUACAGAUGCGGUCAUCUAUGUAGUGGACAGCUGUGAUCGAGACAGAAUUGGCACUUCAAAAUCAGAGCUCGUUGCUAUGUUAGAGGAAGAAGAGUUGAAGAAAGCCAUUUUGGUGGUGUUUGCAAAUAAGCAGGACAUGGAGCAGGCCAUGACUCCCACAGAAAUGGCAAACGCGCUUGGCUUACCGGCUCUGAAGGACCGAAAAUGGCAGAUAUUCAAAACCUCUGCAACCAAAGGCACGGGGCUUGAUGAAGCAAUGGAAUGGUUGGUGGAAGCCUUGAAGAGCAGGCAGUGAUUCAGUGACCAUUGCAGAACAGUUUCAGCUACAUGCAUCAUUCCUUUUUCUGUAGUUGGAUAUUUUCAGGCCACAGCUGGAUUUGGUGGAUUUGAGUGGCUACUGUAUUUGUGUAAUUAAAACACUAAUAAAAUCUGGAACUGUCAGUUGUA